Messenger RNA from Engraulis encrasicolus (European anchovy), 1211 nucleotides. RefSeq names its product NACHT, LRR and PYD domains-containing protein 1 homolog. Gene Ontology annotation, cellular component: canonical inflammasome complex. The record is from RefSeq and is a predicted model, not a curated record. NCBI's taxonomy places the organism in Eukaryota, Metazoa, Chordata, Actinopteri, Clupeiformes, Engraulidae. The transcript is spliced from 3 exons. The coding region runs from base 18 to 1085 and encodes 355 amino acids.
CCUCAGACUGGACCCCAAUGACGCCUGCUGUUUCUAUGGCUACAGGAGUGCUUGUGUAUGCACACAGCUCUCCCUCAGGAAGCUUUGAGUGCACCGUGUCUGGCUUGCGCUGGGUAUGUGUGAGGGAUGUGACUCUGCAGUAUCACUUCAAUAACCCUGACAUCUUCAGGGAAGAGCUUGCCAUGUUACAGUACUCACCAAUUGGUCCUUUGAUGAACAUUAAAGUGCUGUCAGGUGAACUGUUGGAAGCUCACUUUCUCCAUUUCGCCUGCCUGGAUGGUUCAGAUUCUGCUCUCAAUGAAGCUGUGAGGGUUCUGCAUUCGGUUGAUGGUGGAGUGCAUCUUGAAACCUGUGAGCUGACGCGAUUCCAUGCAAAGCUCAUGAAUCCCUCCUUCUCACUGAUAGGGGCCUUACUGAAAAUUGGCAUCCCCAUGAAAACCCACCUUGAGGUGUUAACCUACAGAACCAGAGUGACACCCCUGGUGCUUUUUACAUACGUAGUGCCACGAGAUGCGUCAAUGAUUCAAGCUGUCGAAGAGGAGAUUAAGAAAUACUUUCCACAUGCAAGAGAGGUCAUAAAUCCUCCGCCAUACAUUUCCGUUUGGUUUUACACCAAAUGUAGCCUCAAGGCUUCCACUGGUGAUGCAAGAAUAACUCCUGCAGCUCUUCCACUGGAAUACACUACCCGCCCAUACUUCUUUAAAGUGGUUAUUGACAUUGACAAGGUGAAAAGCUCUUUUGAUUUGGAGCUUGUCAGUGCAGGGCAGUCCAUAUGGAAGGCAACAUUAGACAGAUACGAGAUGGAAGAAGAGCCAGAGAACACUACAAUGUGUGCAGCAGCAUCAGGACAUUCAAGAGAUGGUGAAGAGGUAAAGAACACAAACAGUGCUACAGGGAAAAAUGAACAGGAGAGGAAAAUGGGCACUCAGUCAAGCAAAGGGGUGGGUGUGAGUGCCACAGCUGGCUCUGGAGGUGUGGCCAACGCCCCUGUGUUGAGUGACGUCACCAUCGGCGGCUCUGUUAACAUUUUCUACGGAUCCAGCUCACAGGAGAAUACCAAGAACUGUGAGAAGUUGUCUGAUUGACCUUCAAGUCCAGUCGCCAGAUGACCUUCAAGUCCAUUCUCCUGGGGAGUAUCAAGAGCUGUAGGCCUACUGAGAAGUCCUCUGAAUGACCUCCAAGUGAUGAUUAUGAUUUACCCCAAAGUUAUU